AUGGCAGCCACGAUCGACUUCUCCCUGAUCAGGGAACCCCACCUGCUGGACCUGAUCGACGAGGAGUGGGCUGCCGAGCGGCUACCGGACGACGACAUCCCACUGCCCGCCACCGUCCAGCUGCUGCCAGACGUGGAGGAGGAGCAGAAGGCGAAGGAGCCGGAGAAGUGGCACGAGCUGGGGCUGCAGUCGGUGGGCUGA
Messenger RNA from Chlorella variabilis, 201 nucleotides. RefSeq lists its product as hypothetical. Lineage: Eukaryota; Viridiplantae; Chlorophyta; Trebouxiophyceae; Chlorellales; Chlorellaceae. The transcript is spliced from 2 exons. The record is from RefSeq and is a predicted model, not a curated record. Bases 1 to 201 code for a protein of 66 amino acids.